GUCCCCGCCCGCCUCGCGGGAGUAGGUGGGAGCGCCGGCAGGGGGCGCAGUGGAGUGCGCCUGCGCAGCGAGGCUGCGGGGGCGGCGGGGCGGUUGUUGUAGUAACGGGGAAGCGGCGGGAGGGGCCGCGGCUCCCUGCGCGCCCGGCCCGGCCUGCCCGCCCUGCGGGACAGGUAACUGCUCUUGCAGCUAGGACUGGGCUGUAUGAAAACUCCCAAAGGAAAUGCCAGUUGGGAUGGCUAAAGAUCUGGAUGAAACUGGCUCGUCCUCAGAGGAGGAAGAUCCUGUAGAUGCACUGGAGGGCCAUCCAUGUAUCAAGUGGACAGGUGGUGGCUGCAGGCGUGUCCCUGUCUUGGUGUUUCAUGCUGAAGCCAUUCUGGCUAAGGACAGCUACCUCCGUCUCAUUGGAGAGCGCUUCCGCAUGUCCUAUAAGAUUGUGCGGACAGACAGCCGGCUGGUUCGGAGCAUUCUGACUGCCCAUGGAUUCCACGAGGUUCACCCUAAUAGCAGUGAUUAUAACCUCAUGUGGACAGGAUCACACUUGAAGCCCUGCUUGCUGCGUUCCCUUACAGAUAUUCAGAAAGUAAACCAUUUCCCUAGUCUCUUGUUUUGGGACUGCAGGUCAUAUGAACUGACACGAAAGGACAGACUGUACAAGAAUGUCUGCCGAAUGCAGCUCGCCCAUGGCUUCAAGACAUUCCAUAUCUUACCUCAGACCUUUAUCCUCCCAACAGAGUACCAGGAGUUCUGCAAUACCUAUUCUAAGGACAGAGGCCCAUGGAUAGUGAAGCCUGUGGCCUCUUCCAGAGGUCGAGGUGUCUACCUGAUAAAUAAUCCAAACCAAAUUGUAGUGGAAGACAACAUCUUGGUGUCUCGUUACAUCAGCAAUCCCUUGCUCAUAGAUGAUUUCAAGUUCGAUGUGCGUCUCUAUGUUCUGGUUACAUCUUAUGAUCCCCUUGUUGUCUAUCUCUACGAGGAAGGAUUGGCCAGAUUUGCUACAGUGAGGUAUGACCAGGCAUCCAAGAACAUUAAAAACCAGUUCAUGCAUCUGACUAACUACAGUGUUAACAAGAAGAGUGGAGAUUAUGUCAGCUGUGAUGAUCCUGAAGUAGAGGAUUAUGGAAACAAGUGGAGCAUGAGUGCAAUGCUGAGGUACUUAAAACAAGAGGGGAGAGACACUGCAGCACUGAUGGCCAACGUGGAGGACCUGAUUAUCAAGACUCUAGUUUCUGCUGAGCCGUCCAUUGCAUCAGCUUGUAAAAGUUUUCUUUCACAUCGUGGCAGCUGCUUUGAGCUAUAUGGUUUUGAUGUCCUUAUUGAUGACACUCUGAAGCCCUGGCUGUUGGAAGUGAACCUGUCCCCAUCACUGGCCUGUGAUGCUCCUUUGGACCUGAAGAUCAAAGCUAGCAUGCUUUCAGAUAUGUUCACUCUUGUAGGCUUUGUAUGCCAGGAUCCAGGCCAGCGGUCAAGCCGGUCCAUUUAUCAUUCAUCUGAAUCUGUCAGAAGAAAUCCAUACCAGAAGCUGCAGCGUCCUGUGUCUGCACAGUCACAAAGAGCAAACAGCAGAUCACGUACCCGUCCUCUGUCUGCCAGCAAUGCUGAAGUUAAAAGCUCGAUGCCCUUAGGCAGAGAAAAGGCAGCAGGAAGGCACAGCAGCUCUAUGCUAGGCCUCUCUAUGGAGGAGAUCAAAGUUCUUCGGCGAGUGAGAGAGGAAAAUGAGCGGAGAGGAGGCUUCAUCCGGAUAUUCCCUACCCCAUUAACAUGGGACCUUUAUGGAUCUUUUCUAGAGCACAAGACAUCAAUGAACUACAUGCUGGCUACACAUCUGUUCAAGGACAGGAGCAAGAUGAAAAGAGAGUUCAUCACUGGGAGAUCCCGAGCAGGUCUCCAUGGAAGGCCGGAUAUGAGGAUGGAAGCUGUGGGCUCUCAUGCUCUCUUUUAUGAGAGGAAGCUCGUUUCACUGGAGUUACGGAAGCGUCGGCGGUACCAUGGCAAGGUUGGAGCAGCACAGACAAGAUCAUCAGGCACAUCAGAACCAACAAAGCUGUCCCUCAAGUCAGACAUGGAAGGUGAGGAGGAAGAGGAGUUGGAUGAGGAUGAGGAUGAAGAGGUAGAUAGAAGUGUUUGCUCUCUUUCGGACACCCAGGUGAAAAGCAAGCCAAAGCUCUCUGACUCUGUGACAACUCCUUGUAAGAAGAGGUUACCAAAAAAACACAACAAGAAGACUGGAGAUGGAGAAAAGCUGUUUCUGAAAAAGCAAGCCUCAGAAUCUCAGUUUAACUUGCUUCAGAUUCUUCAAAAUCAAGGAAACUUGAGCAAAGUACAAGCUCGUACAGCUUUCUCUGCCUAUCUACGGCACGUUCAGCUCCGACUGAUGAAGGAGGCUGGCGAACAGAUCCAGAAUCCUGCCUGGGCUGCCAAAGAGGAUGAACAAAUGGACCUCAUCAUCCGCUUUCUGAAGCGAGCUGCCAGCAACCUGCGUCCGUCUCUGAGGCUGCUGCUCCCCAGCCGCCACAUUGGACUGACGGAUCGGCGCCGCAUCCUGGCUCGCCAGCUGGGAGAGUUCAUCAUCUCCUACAACAAGGAAACAGAGCUGAUGGUUCAGAAACAAUCAAAAAAGAAACAGGAAGAGGAGGUGGGAGUGAAUCCUGAAGAUUUUCAGAACUUCAUUUCCAGAGCAAGUGAAAGUGACCUGGAGGAAGUACUGACAUUUUACACACACAAAAACAAAUCAGCAAGUGUCUUCCUAGGAGCAAAAUCCACAGCCACAAAACACAGCAACAGCAGUCAUCAGUUAGAGAAACAGCCUCAAGGUGAGCCUCCUGAGAUGGUAAAAAAAAUAAAAGGCGAUCACCCCAAAAGUUCAGUUGCAGAUUCGUCUGCAGAAGGAGCACUAAAAGGCUGUAAACCCAAAGAAGCUAAAUCAAGCUUUCCAGAAGGACUCACCUGCUCCUCAAAUGCCGAAGCAAAAUUACCUCAGUGCAGCCCUCCUGGUGCUUCUUCCUCUGUUCCUGGUGCCACGUUCCAGAGAAGUACCAGUUCUUGGAUGCCAUCUCAGCCUGCAGCCUCUGAAAAUCCAAAGGUGUCUGGUCAGCCUUCAUUGCCGCCUCCUCCAGCUGGUCCCAGACUGAUUCAGUCCCCACCCCCAGCACACUCCUUGCAGAGCACAGCUCCUGACAGCUCUUCUGUCCUCACAAACCCCGUGUCCAGUGAGACUUGUAGCCUUGCAGGGUUACAUCGUCGUGCUGGUAACUACACCAUCGGCCCAUUCUCAUCUUUUCAGAGAGCUGUUCAGAUCUACAGCCAAAGAUUGUCCCGAAUACCCUCUGCAAAAGUAGGUCUCCAUCGCAGUUCCAGCGGGCCAUGUGUGGGCUCAGCCAGGAUGCACAAAGAUGCAGAACACACUGCCCAGGCCAAGCGUCAUGGGCCCACUGUGGCAGCAGCAGAACCACAGCAGCUGGCAGAAAAGCAAGCAGCCUGCCAGCAUUCCCCACCAAGCCACGUCAGUCUCGUUACACAGCAGUUAACAAACCUGGACUUGGCAAGUGGAGCUAUAAGCAAGGGGAAUGCAGCUGCCCCACAGAGCUACUGGUCACCACUCAACAAAAGAGGGUCACUGUGGCCUGUUCAGUCAGACACUCAUAGAGAUGACAAAAGAUCUGUCUCUUCAGCAGUCAGGGCUCCAGAGAAUCAUCAUUUUGCCUUGGAAGGAGAGAUGGACAACAGUGCCUACAAGGUGACACGGGGUCCUCUGGCACAUCCCAGCUAUCAGCUUCAGUUUGCUGUGCAGCAGCUUCAGCAGCAGAAACUUCAGUCAAGACAGCUGGUGGAGCAAAACCAAGCACGGCAACAGGCUGGUUUUCCCAACUACUCACAAUCCAGCACCAGUCAUAUAUCUAUGCCAGCUGGCUCUGAUGCCCGCAAGACAUCAAAUGCCACUUCUAGUGUCCAGAAGGCAGCCAGUUUGCACAAAGUGAUGCCAUCCCAGACUACAGCUCCUCAGCUGGUUCCAAAGCCUCCAACAAACCACAGACAGGCAGUGAUCAGAAAGGCUGCAACCCAGAGGAUAUCCAAGUUGACCUCCACUGAAAAGCAACUGAAUGGAUUCCAGAACAGCCUUCACAAUGCUGCACCCUGUGAGCCAGGGACAUAUUCCACAGCUUCUGCUCGCAGAGAAGGAUUGACUCAGAACUCCAGGUGAGGAAUCCCAAGAGUUCCUUCAAGUAUGGGACAAAGGAAGAAGCAGCAGCAGUGACUUCACACCAUCACAUUCCCGUAUCAGGCAAAAAGGAGAGAAGAGGGGGCCUUGGUGAGAGAACAAUCCACUGAAAAGGGUAUCUAAACAUCUGUGAAAGCAGAUUGUGGUGAUACACCUGCAAGCUGAGAUGAAUGAAUGCUUCUGAGAGCAUCUGCUGCUGAGUCUUUAUCUCUUCCUUCCAUUUCUUGCUGAUCACUAACUGUGAGAUCUUUCUGUAAGACAAAAGAUCUUUACUGCAGCUGUUCUUCCUAAAGUCCAGGUUUGAACAUGAAGUCUAACUUGCUCAGCCAUCCAGUCUGGUAAUAGCCAAGAUUCCACGCUUUCAUCACAUGGCAACCAUCACCAGAGAAAAACAUUAGAACAUGCAACUGGAGAUGUCUGUGUUGGUUGCCAUCUUGAAUUUUGGCACACAGCCAUAGAAAUUAACAGUUUAAAUAAAGUCAUUUCAUUUGUUUGUUUUGGU
This is a messenger RNA of Passer montanus (Eurasian tree sparrow), 4721 nucleotides long. RefSeq names its product tubulin tyrosine ligase like 5 (gene TTLL5). Gene Ontology annotation, molecular function: tubulin-glutamic acid ligase activity; tubulin binding. The coding region runs from base 224 to 4201 and encodes 1325 amino acids. Gene Ontology annotation, biological process: protein polyglutamylation; microtubule cytoskeleton organization. NCBI's taxonomy places the organism in Eukaryota, Metazoa, Chordata, Aves, Passeriformes, Passeridae. The record is from RefSeq and is a predicted model, not a curated record. The transcript is spliced from 34 exons. Gene Ontology annotation, cellular component: cilium.